This is a messenger RNA of Nyctereutes procyonoides (raccoon dog), 2240 nucleotides long. RefSeq names its product sialic acid binding Ig like lectin 11 (gene SIGLEC11). The transcript is spliced from 9 exons. Lineage: Eukaryota; Metazoa; Chordata; Mammalia; Carnivora; Canidae. The record is from RefSeq and is a predicted model, not a curated record. The coding region runs from base 57 to 1727 and encodes 556 amino acids. Gene Ontology annotation, cellular component: plasma membrane. Gene Ontology annotation, molecular function: sialic acid binding. Gene Ontology annotation, biological process: cell adhesion.
CAGACAGGCACAUCCAGAAGCCAGACUGAGGACAGACCAGCCCUGGACCCCUGGAGAUGCUGGUAUUGCUGCUGUCUCUGCUGUGGGCCUGGUCCCUGCAGGAGGACCCAGGCUAUGAGCUACACGUGCAGGACUCUGUGACGGUGCAGGAGGGCUUGUGUGUCCGCGUGCCCUGCACCGUCUCCUACCCCCAGGUUGGCAGGCACAGCGCUACACCUGCUUAUGGCUCCUGGUUCCGAAUAAAGGGUAAUCCCAAAGGGGAAGUUCUCAUGGCCACCAACAAACCAGCCAAAGAAACAAAGAGGAAGAUCAAAUUUCCCUUCCACCUUUCUGGAGACCCUGGGGCUGGCGACUGCUCCCUGAGUAUCACAGACGCCCGGAGGGAACACAGUGGACACUAUUACUUUCAUCUGGACAGAGGUCCCAUGAGACACAGUUACAGGAGUAACAUGCUCAUUGUGAGUGUGAGAGAGCUGACACAGGCUCCGGAUAUCUGGGUCAAGGAGCCCCUGGAGUCUGGCUGCCCCAGCCACCUGACAUGCUCUGUGCUGGGGGCCUGUGAUGGGGUGCUGGCCCCCACCAUCUCCUGGACAGGGACUGCCCUCAAACCUUCGGGACUGGGCUUGGAGGCUUAUAACUCCUCGGAGAUCCUGCUCAUCCCACGCCCGCAGGACCAUGGCACCAAUCUCACCUGUCAGGUGACCUUCCCUAAAGCUGGCAUGAGCACUCAAAGCACCAUUACGCUCAACGUCUCCUAUGCCCCACAGAACCUAGGCAUCAGCAUCUCCCGAGAAAAUUGCACAGAACUGAAAUACCCAGGGAAUGGCUCAUCUCUUCAGGUCCUGGAAGGGGAAUCUCUGUUCCUGCUCUGUGCUGCUGACAGCAACCCCCCUGCGGAGCUGAGCUGGUUCCAGGGGUCCCCGGCCCUGAAUGCCACCCCCAUCUACAGAAGUCCCAUCCUGGACCUGCCUCAAGUAGGGGCUGCGGAGGAAGGAGACUUCACCUGCCGAGCUCAGAACUCGCUGGGCUCCCAGCACGUCUCCCUGCACCUCUCUGUGGUUUACCCCCCGCGGCCGCUCAGCCCCUCCUGCUCCUGGGAGGGCGAGGCGCUGCAGUGCACCUGCUCCUCCCACGCGCGCCCGGCCCCCACCCUGCGCUGGCGGCUGGGGGAGGGGCUGCUGGAGCGGAACCACAGCAAUGCCUCCUUGACCGUCACCUCCAGCGCUGAGGGGCCCUGGGCCAACAGCUCCCUGAGCCUCCGUGGGCCGCUGGGCUCUGGCCUCAGACUCAGCUGCGAGGCCUGGAAUAUGCACGGGAAACAGAGCGCAGCUGUCCUGCUGCUGCCAGGGAAACCUGAGCUUGGGGGAGGAUUCCUUCUGGGGGCUGUCGGGGGUGCUGGUGUUGCUGGCCUGCUCAGUCUCUGUCCCUGCCUCAUCUUCUUCAUAGUGAAGACCUGCAGGAAGCAGGCUCCUGAGCCUACAGCUGGUGGGAAGGAUGCUGCCUGCAUGUUGGGUCCCCUCUCCUGGGGUUAUAAGCAUGAGUGCCCAUUAGGGGCAUCCAUACCCCUAGCCCACCCGCCUGCAGCUGUUGGUGUUCCCACCUUGGAGGAGGAGGAGGAGGAGCUCCAUUAUGCCUCCUUCACCUUCCAGGGGCUGAGGCCCUGUAAGCCUCACGACCCAGAGGGCACCAGCGUCACAGAGUAUUCAGAGAUCAAGAUCUGGAAGUGAUGACCCCCAGCUCCAGCGAGCUCCACGACCUCUGUGUAGAGGGCCCUGGGCUUCUCAGGGAGGGAGACAUCGGGUACAAUUCUUGAGAGAAUGGUUUUCCAUUCCAUGGAAACGGGUUGCCACAUAAUGAGUGGGAGUCCCACUAGUGCGAUGGACAGAGUGGGGCUCAAGUUUCAGCCCGUCACCAGUUUCAAGCCCGAGUUCAACUUUACUUCUCAUUCUCCCUCUCUGCAAAGUGGACACAAUACACCUAACUCCCCGGGUCGUUGAGGGGAGUCAAGGUGGCAAUGAACGUGAAGGGUCUGACAGUGGUGCAGAUGCAGAGAGCAGCCUGCCCGAGGUAACGCCUCUUCCCAGGGCAGCCCACCUGGUGUAAGGCUCUGCAGGGUGGUUCCAGCUCUGUAGCCCUGACCGCCUGGGCCGCUUCCUCAGGAACACUCUGAGCCUGCUUCUUGGAAACCCAAUUUGCUGUGUAUUUUCACCACACAGAAAAUCAUUCACAGAUUUUCAGAA